GUGAAAUUAAUGAGAUUGCCUGCACAUAAGAUACGAUGUUUGCCUUCAUUAAGCUCACAAAUCUGGUUUUUAUCGCGCUGUGCAACUUUCCAAUUGGUUUUCUCCAUUGCUGGGACGUUAAAGCGUUGAGCUUUUAUCAGACAGUUACGCGCGCGCUAUGUCGAUAUAUCGCUAAUUACUCUCAUUACAUUGGUAAGAGACAAAAUAUAUGGCUCAUUAAUAUUACAUCGCAAAAAUGCGCCGAAAGAAUUUCAAGGGAAUCUCGUCGAAAUUGACUUCUCGCUCGCUCAACCGAGCGGCAACUGUUGUAAAAUCUAUUUUUGUUGUGUCUGCGAGAUUCUCCUGCAUCAAUGUUAUAUUGUCGAGUCCCUCGGCAAGAUCCAGCUGUGUAAUAUUAUACAUGCAAAAUAUACGCUGGUCCAUCGAGAAACCGGUAAUCUAUCGGACUUAUUCGAGUGGCGCCAGCUCCCGUCCCCACGGAUGUUCUCGAGCUCUCUCGGUGAUACACGAUGAAAGAAAGCAAUAUCAGAGAUUCAUUUAUCAGUUGCCGUACGAAUGUCGCGUGCAAAAAGCAGUCGCAACGAUUACCGGUAAAUGCUAAUUCGUGCCGCUUUCUCGUGCUUCGAGGCAAUGUCACAUUUAAAAAGGAAAUGCGGAGAAAUACGAUGGCCAACGCGUGAAACGUUUCGUUGGACCUUUUGGAGUGUGCACGAGGAUCGCGUGGACGAGGAACGUCGAGCGAGCGGGCAGACGCGCGGGGGUGGCGAGGUGGCGGGUCUGGAGGACGUUGACGACUCCUGUGUCGCAACGGUGACGUCGUCGGUACCCGGAGCCGGCGGCAUCCGCUCGCAUCGACGCAUUAGGCCGCUCUCUCUGGCCGUGCAACCUCUCAACUACCAUCGCUUGGACCCGGACCAGAGACUGUCGGCGACGAUCGGCGCCAGACAUCACCCCAACAUGACCAGCCAGGAGAGCAUCGGGAGCUGCAGCCUGGACGUCGACCGCUCCGCGUCCGACCGAUCAGAGAACACCGUAGACUCCGUGUCGGAAAAGACGCUGCACAGUUUGAAUCUGUCAGCGUGCAACGGCGAACCGGUGUCGUCACCUGAGAAUUUGGCGAACGGCAGCAACGAAACGUUGCAGAAGUCGCAUCUCACCCCCGAUGAAAAGAAGCUGAAUGUGAGCAAUGUACGCGGCAGCCCGGAACCGGAGCAGGUGACGGCAGCGAAGAAACCAAGUUAUCUUGGACUGGCGUGCAGCAUAAGCGGCUACUCGGGAAUCACCAGGUACGACAGCAAACUGAGGGAAGGAUUCCGCUCGAGAGACAGCAGUCCUGGCACGAGGCUAAUCACGAGGGACACGAGUCCUGCAGGUUUCAGAUCCAACGAGAAUCUCAGCGUUCCGACGCUCCAACAUCCGCCUAAGAGUCAGUCGAUAUCGCCGCUAGCGAUGGACAGGCAAAACGGAUUUACGAAUGGUAUGAAGGAAGAGUGCAAGGUCGAGACGUACAUGGAGAGCAGAAGCUCGAUCAGCAUAUGUCAGGGUUAUUCAGAAGUCGAUAAGGGAGUAUCGUUACACACGACGUUUCCCGAUCUCAGUCCUAUCAGAAUGAGCACUUCUGCGACUAAACGGAGUCCCGGCUUGCCGCAGAUGAUGUCCUGCGGUCAACAGAACAAGUCCUACAGUACGGGUUUCUCCUCUCCGAAGCAGGGCGUCGCUAAUCUGUCAGAUACAUCAUUUAGUGAUGCUAGUAUUCUGAACGGUUCGACGGUGGAAGUUGAAAGUCAAGUGAUAAAUACUUCGUCGAGCAGCGAAAAAUCUUUUAUUCAGCAGCGAGUGGAGCGGCUUUAUGGCCCGGGUGCUCUGGCACAGGGUUUCUUCUACAAACGCAGUACCACUAAGCUAAACACCAGUGACAGUAAUUUCAAUAAAUCCAGUAAUAAUAAUAACAUGUCGGCAGACAACGCGAAUAUGGAAGAGUCUUUGAAAAAUCUGCCUGUUUUGCGACACCUGCGCCCGGAAUUUCGGGCACAGCUUCCCGUAGUUGGUAGUAGAAAACCUACGGACGGAACGGAACAAGUCAUAAAACCUCUACAAAGGAUAACACCGACAAGAAAAACCGAGCAAAAGAUUCCCACAACUACGAAUUCACAGAAUAGCAUAACGAGAAUUCCGAUUACCAUAGAAGAUGACGCACCGAAGCGCAAUAUUAGCAAUAAAAGCAUAUCCGAUCAACAGCCAGCGGCGCCGAAAGUAGUGCUACCUGUGUUAGAACCUAGCACCAGUUCGACGAAUAUAGCGAAACAGACUCAAGAAGCGGAAAAAGUAAUCGAAGAAAAAGAUGGUCAUUACUUUAUGAAGUUAUUAAAACAAGAGACAGAUAGGUUACUCUCGUUGGCCGCAUCUGCAGAGGCCGAAUUAGCCAGCGGUGACACCGUCGCACUGCCAGAAGAAGCAGCUGGUAAGCUACGAUCUGCUGCGGGAAAAGCCAAAUUGUUAGCUUCGCAGAAAAUGCAGCAAUUCGCAGGAUUAUGUCAAAAGAAUAUUAAUCAGGUACCGGGUGAAGAAUUUCCAACGACGAAUGAAGACUUAGCUGGCUUUUGGGAUAUGGUAAUGUUACAGGUUGUUCAAGUAAACGAACUUUUUGACCAGAUAGAAAAACUGAGGACGUCACAGUGGCAAGAGGUCGUGCUGGACAAGAAAGCAGCGUCAGCCUCGCAACAGAACGGUAAACGACGGGUCAUAUCGGUCCACAAAGCGAAGCCGACCGCGAAUAGCGAAGCAAAUAAAAAGGCGCGCGAGGCGAGAGAGCAGGCGCGACGACAAAUGAUCGAGGAGCGAAGACGAGCAAUGCGCUCUAAUGCACAGAAGAUCGAUAAUUCCGUCGAGAUCUUCGCUCCUGAAACGUAACGAUGAAUCGUUGCACAUUGAGUCGGAGCUUGAACGAGCGAUACGAUCACUCGGCAUUGCGCCUCCUAGGGAAUAUUAAUAUGUAUAGACUGUCAGCUCUCAAAUGCAGAAAGAUAGAGAGAGGGAAGAAGGGAGGGAGAGAACGAUUUUGUAUGAGAUGGCAACAUCAAUCAGCAAUCAGCUUUAGCAAAAAUCAAACCUGCUUGUUAUAAUUAUUCAUAUCCAAGAUAUCAUCUUUCGCGCGCGCGCGAAUUAUAUGCAUACGAGAAACGAGAAAGUAUUAAGCAGAUAUUGUGUAAUAUAUGUGUUGAAGUUGCAGAAAUUUAAUAUUAUUCGUGAGAGAGAGAGAGGAUAUAAAUACAUGCAAAAUAACAUGAAGAGCAGGAAUUUACGUUCCAUAAAGAUCUCUCAUUUUUCAUCGAGCUUUGACGUGUCACGUAUUAUCCCGAGCAUUUUAACGCAAUAACGCGAUACGAUGACGGUGCGUCGCCUUUUGUCCAUAAAGAUAUUUUAUAAACGCGAAACGUGAGAUAUUUACUAUAACACUUUACUUAUAGAAUUGUUUUUCUACAUUACGUAUCGCAGCGGGGGGUGGGGGGGGGGGCGAACAUUAUUAACUUAUAUUUAUAAAAAGAUAGUAAAUUGUGUGUGGGUGUUUAAGAACUGGCAAUUAAAAAAGGAACAUAUACAUACAGUUCUAUAAGCAUUCUCACCAAUGGGAGUCAGUCGUUUUUUGGAAGUCUAGAGACUGUCUAGGUUAAGGAGGGGCGGUGGAUGGAGAAUAAAGAGGUAUUAAAAGUAUUUAUAUAAUAUAUAUAUAUAAUGAUUCUGACGCAACACUGUUUUCUUGGCUAAACUUAAUUACGAUAAUUUGCAAUUUUCCUUAACCUAGGCAGUUUAUUACGUAGCUUAUGUAUGUAAAUAGAAUAUUCACAUUUGCACAAGAUCGACUCUAUGCCGAGCGUUCGCCUAAUAAUUUUUUCUAUCAGAUAUCAAUGAAGUUUUCUCGUUGAAUGAAAUGUCGUCAACAAGUAAGAGCAGGAGUAAAAAGAUUCCUAUUAUUCUUAUUAUUAUUAUCAUUGUCUCACAAUGCGAUUAAUAUUAUUUUAUUAUUAUUAUCAUUCUAAUUAUAAUUAUAUGCAAUUAUAUCUCCUCGUGUCUCUCGCACGAAACGUGGACGUAAAAAUUAAUCUCGCUCUCUUCUCAGCAAUUUUCUGCGCAAUGUUGUUUCUCCAAGUUUCGCGCGCGAGACUCCAACACGCCAGAAGGCUGACAUUUAUAAAAUGUUCGUGUUUGAUAAAUCAUCGAAUAUUGCACAUAAAUUCGAAACGUUUGUGGGAGAGAGAGAUACACUGGAUGUAUAUGGCAGAUGCGUCAAUAAUAUCUAUAUUAUUGCGGUGCGGCACACGCAGAUCGCCGCGGUAAUCCGACUGUGAUCGACAAACAUGUCACUUGAUGUCCAUGAUCCGCCGAAUUUGACAUUCCUCUGCGAUAAGAGCAUCUCUCUCGUCACAUCACGUCAAUCUCUAUUUGCAUAGUUAUAUGACUGUAGCGUUAUCGAUGGUCAGCGAUCAAUGGUCAGCGGUUUUAACAGCAAGUCAUCAACCAAAUAACACUCAUACUUUAAGUAAAUAAUCGCAUCGCGCGUUGUUACACACGAGUUGUAUAAUCACGAUUUCGUUAUUCGUUCCCGUUACAUUUUCCUAUCAUUGUCAAUUAUAUCUAUAAUUUUUCGAAAUUUUUGUAUAAAUUCGCUCAUGUAAUUAUUAAUUGUUGAUUCCCUUGGUGCCUUCAUUAUUUAUACUUAUGUAUAUAAUCGAUGGACAUGUAAGCCAAUAAUUUUUUAUGUACAUGUAUCUAUUUAAAUUAUACGUUCGAUCGAAUUUCAAACAAUCUGUUGAAAAAUAAUAAUAAAACGAAUAAAUUCCAUUAUUUAUCGAUC
This is a messenger RNA of Formica exsecta, 4852 nucleotides long. RefSeq lists its product as uncharacterized. The transcript is spliced from 9 exons. Gene Ontology annotation, cellular component: glutamatergic synapse; postsynaptic specialization. Gene Ontology annotation, molecular function: molecular adaptor activity. Bases 595 to 2910 code for a protein of 771 amino acids. The record is from RefSeq and is a predicted model, not a curated record. Lineage: Eukaryota; Metazoa; Arthropoda; Insecta; Hymenoptera; Formicidae. Gene Ontology annotation, biological process: signaling.